Messenger RNA from Auxenochlorella protothecoides, 366 nucleotides. RefSeq lists its product as hypothetical. NCBI's taxonomy places the organism in Eukaryota, Viridiplantae, Chlorophyta, Trebouxiophyceae, Chlorellales, Chlorellaceae. Bases 1 to 366 code for a protein of 121 amino acids. The record is from RefSeq and is a predicted model, not a curated record. The transcript is spliced from 3 exons.
AUGCUGCAAGCGUCACGGAUCUCAAGGGCACUAAGGUUUCGUACCGAGCAAGCCAUUCGUGCAUUUGCCACCUCCAGCGAGUCCGGAGCUUUGGAAGCAGAGGGAGUGAAGAAGAUCCUGCAGAGGCAUCUGGGCCAGGCCGAUCGGCCCCUCACGUCUGCCGAGCUGUGGAGCCUUACGGAGCCCGAAGGCGUGAAGAGCAAGCGGCACAUGAAGCAGAUGCUGCAGCAGAUGCGGAAGACCCAGGUGGUCGCCACCAAGCCCCUGGGCGCCUCCACCACCAAGAAGUCCUCCAAGCAGUUUGGGUACCUGCUGGCGGGGUCGGCGGCCACGCCUAAGCCUGUCGCCACCCCGGCGAGCGCUUGA